ACGGAGAAAACACUUCGGGGAACACUGAGGACAUAAGACACUGGAACAGGGAAGUCACAGAGAAAGAGCAAAACCGCAGGAGGGAAGCCAGAGACGGGAUGCUUACUAUGAGGAGUGAACUAUGUUCCGGCACUGGAUCUACAAGUCAGCUGGUCUUUAUGCUGUCUGUCCUCAUUCGUUCCAGCUGCGCUGAUUAGGGAUUGCCUGCAGCUUUGUAUCGAUCCAUUGUGGUUUUGAUGAAGGAGCUGAGCCGGAAGGCAAAACUCUCAAUUUACCGGUCAAUCUACGAUUCCAUUCUCACCUAUGGUUAUAAGCUUGGUUAUGACCGAAAGGACAAGAUCACGGGUGCAAGUGGCCGAAAUUAGUUUCCUCUGCUGGGGGGCGGGUCUCUCCCUUUGAGAUUGGACUGCUUCAGACUAUCCCCAGUUUGUCAAGAUUGUUGAAGUAGGGCCCAGAGAUGGUCUUCAAAAUGAAAAGGAAAUUGUUCGGACAGGGGUGAAAAUCCAGCUGAUAGACAUGCUCUCGGGAUCAGGCCUGCGUGUGAUCGAGGCCACCAGCUUUGUCUCCUCAAAGUGGAUACCGCAGAUGGCUGACCACACGGAAGUUCUCACAGGCAUCCAGAGAGUGCCUCAUGUUCAGUACCCAGUAUUGACACCCAACAUGCAAGGCUUUCAGGAUGCGGUUGCAGCUGGCGCUACUGAAAUUGCAGUUUUUGGUUCGGCGUCUGAGACCUUCAGCGUGAAAAACAUUAACUGCUCUAUUGAAGAAAGCAUGCUAAGGUUUGCAGAGGUUGUCAAGAGUGCCAAAGAGCGAGAGAUUCCAGUUCGCGGAUACGUUUCUUGUGCCCUUGGUUGCCCUUACGAGGGAAACAUAGAACCUACCAAAGUUGCAGAGGUGGCAAAGCGGUUAUAUGAGAUGGGAUGCUACGAGGUCUCUCUGGGGGACACCAUUGGCGUGGGCACUCCCGGUACCAUGCGGAAAAUGCUGCAGUGUGUGUUAAAGGAGAUUCCGCCCAGCGCUGUGGCGGUUCACUGCCAUGACACAUACGGGCAAGCGUUGGCAAACAUCCUCACCGCACUUCAGAUGGGGGUGUGCGUGGUGGACUCUGCAGUGGCCGGCCUGGGAGGUUGCCCGUACGCUAAGGGAUCAUCUGGCAAUGUUUCAACAGAGGAUGUCCUCUAUAUGCUCCACGGCAUGGGCAUCGACACUGGGGUAAACCUUGCCAAAAUCCUGGAGGCAGGUGACUUCAUCUGCAAUGCUUUACAUCGCAAGACAAACUCCAGAGUUGCUCAGGCAAGAAGCAGGAUGCUAUGAUCUUGUUUCUGUCAUAUAUUUGACUGGAUUUCCUGUACUGUAAGUUCUCUCAUUGUUGUUGCUGCCAUUAAAUUGACAUAUGUUGACGGAA
This is a messenger RNA of Nerophis ophidion (straightnose pipefish), 1405 nucleotides long. It is a transcript of the gene hmgcll1, whose product is annotated as 3-hydroxymethyl-3-methylglutaryl-CoA lyase like 1. Gene Ontology annotation, molecular function: hydroxymethylglutaryl-CoA lyase activity. Bases 517 to 1314 code for a protein of 265 amino acids. The transcript is spliced from 9 exons. The record is from RefSeq and is a predicted model, not a curated record. Gene Ontology annotation, biological process: ketone body biosynthetic process; L-leucine catabolic process. NCBI's taxonomy places the organism in Eukaryota, Metazoa, Chordata, Actinopteri, Syngnathiformes, Syngnathidae.